AUGGAGGAGGCAGGAGGCCAGGGACCAAGGCCUCGGGUGGUGACCGGAGGACGGGCCAAGACGCAGCCAGCAUUCACAGUCCUCUUCACGCUGCUCUUUGUCCUGCUGUGUAUCCUGGGCCUCCUGGCCAAUGGCUUCAUUGUGCUGGUGCUGAGCAGAGAAUGGGUGCGACGUGGGAGGCUGCCCCCCUCUGACCUGAUCCUCUUCAGCUUGGGACUCUCCCGCUUCUGCCUGCAGUGGGUUGGAAUGGGGAAUAACGUCUACUAUUUCCUGCAUCUGGUCGACUACUGCAGCGGUCCCGCGCAGUUCUUCGGUCUACACUGGGACUUCCUCAACUCCGUCACCUCCUGGUUUGGCUCCUGGCUCAGCCUCCUCUUCUACAUGAAGAUUGCUAACUUCACCCGCCCCUCCUUCCUCUGGCUAAAGUGGAGGUUCCCCACGUCGGUGCCCUGGCUUCUGCUGGGCUCUCUCCUCCCCUCCUUCAUUGUCACCCUACUGCUUUUUGGGGGGAACCGCACUUUGUAUAAAGGGUCCUUCACUAGAAAACCUUUUGGGAACAUGAUGCAUCAGUGGAGCAGGAUUCUGAAAAUGUACUAUUUCCUGCCCCUGAAACUGAUCACUCUUUCAAUUCCUGGCUCUGUUUUUCUGGUCUCAAUUGCUCUGUUGAUUGACUCUCUGAGGAGACGCACAUGGAGGAUGCAGCACAGUGCUCACAGCCUGCAGGAUCCCAGCGGCCAGGCUCACACCAGAACUCUGAAGUCACUAGUCUCCUUCCUUGUUCUUUAUACUCUGUCUUUCAUGUCCCUGAUCAUCGAUGCUGCAGGGUUCUGCUCCUCAGAGAGUGACUGGUACCGGCCAUGGCAAAUUUUAAUCUACUCGUGCACAUCCAUCCAUCCCUUUAUCCUCAUCCUUGGCAACCUCAGGCUUCGGGGGGUGUUCGGGCAGCUGAUUUUGUUGGCCAGGGGCUUCUGGGCAGCCGACGUGGUGUGA
This is a messenger RNA of Odocoileus virginianus texanus, 990 nucleotides long. It is a transcript of the gene TAS2R41, whose product is annotated as taste 2 receptor member 41. The record is from RefSeq and is a predicted model, not a curated record. NCBI's taxonomy places the organism in Eukaryota, Metazoa, Chordata, Mammalia, Artiodactyla, Cervidae. Gene Ontology annotation, cellular component: membrane. Gene Ontology annotation, molecular function: G protein-coupled receptor activity; bitter taste receptor activity. Gene Ontology annotation, biological process: sensory perception of taste; G protein-coupled receptor signaling pathway; detection of chemical stimulus involved in sensory perception of bitter taste.